Molecule: messenger RNA, 843 nt
Organism: Anopheles marshallii
Lineage: Eukaryota; Metazoa; Arthropoda; Insecta; Diptera; Culicidae
Product: calphotin-like
Exons: 2
Coding region: 1-843 (280 amino acids)
Source: RefSeq, a predicted model, not a curated record
AUGGCAGUAUCGUUUGUUCGUUCGUUUGCCCUGUUGGCAAUGAUGUCCAUCAGUUGCUCUGUUACGACGGCAGGACUGAUAGCUGCACCAUACUUAGCGGCACCUGUAACGGUUCCAGUGGCAGCGGCCUACACCAUUCCUUCCCAGGGUGUUCUGAGAACGGCAUACAACCAGGUAGUUGGACGCAGCUAUGCACCUUCCUUCGUUCCGGUAGCUUCUUCCCUCGCCUAUGCAGCAGCUCCUGUAGUUGCUCCCGUUGUAAAAGCAGUCCCAACGGUAUUUGCUGCACCACCUCAGCUUGUCGCUGGUCCUGUUCUGAAGACGGUUCGUCCCGUGGAAACUCCGCUUACCUAUGCAGCUCCUGCUGUUGCUGCCUUUGCACCAGCAGUCCGAGCCGUUGCAGCGCCAGCACCUGUCUUUACUCCGCCAGUACUCUCCACCCGUCUUGCUCCACUGCCAGCCGUUGGUGUAGCUCUAGGACUCACUCCAGCUCUAGCUUCAGCUCCAGCCGCAUCACUACCAGGAGUGUUCGAUGCCCGCAGUGCUGCUCCAGCUCCAUCAGCAACACCUGGCUCCACGGUACAGCGAGCCUUCGUAACGGCAUUUGGAUCUCCGGCAGGAAUUCAGCUCGUUGGAGUUGGUUCUGCCUUCGAAGGUGCGUCAACUAACGUUGAGAUAGCACGUGCCGCUCCCGGUGGACAGGGUGAUGGAGCACAGCAAGAGCGAUCGGCCAGUCCAGCUGCUCCGGCUUCUGGCACACCGGAAAAUUUCGGAGUACAACAGCAGACACCUUUCAGCGAGUACGGAUUGCCGGUUCCCGCUGGCACACCAGUAAAUCCAUAA